Anopheles stephensi (Asian malaria mosquito) is the source of this 4103-nucleotide messenger RNA. It is a transcript of the gene AdipoR, whose product is annotated as adiponectin receptor protein. The record is from RefSeq and is a predicted model, not a curated record. Lineage: Eukaryota; Metazoa; Arthropoda; Insecta; Diptera; Culicidae. Gene Ontology annotation, biological process: adiponectin-activated signaling pathway. Gene Ontology annotation, cellular component: plasma membrane. The transcript has 5 exons. Gene Ontology annotation, molecular function: signaling receptor activity. The coding region runs from base 774 to 2048 and encodes 424 amino acids.
AGCUAUUUCACCGAGUAGUUUUUUUCGUGCUCUUGCUGCGUGCGUAUCAGUGAAGAUCGGGGGUGCAGUUGCCGUAAACGUAGCAAUUCCCUUUUGCCCUCGAUCGAAGGGCUUUAUUGCGAAGGGAGAAAGGGUUUGGCUUGCUUUGUGGGGUGGCUGCAUCGGAACGACAGUAACGCUACUUGCCUUGUUUUAGUGGCCACAAUUUCCGGGUACGUCUACCAGAAAGCUGGAAAACGGGAGUCUCACUCUCGGCCUUCUUUUCCUGCACCAAAUAAUCCCUUCCAGCUUAUUACUUUCCGCUGUGCGUGUGUGUGCUGAAAAUGCAUAAAACUGUGCUGUGAUUGUGUAAAGGCUCGCAAUUAAAGAAAAGCUAACCUCUCCAGGCAACAUGAACACUUAAUUGUCCACCGUUGUCCGGUGGGGGUUAGUUUGGUUUUGGGGCCAUCAAUUAGUGAUGUUUUCUCUUCGGACUCCACUUCAUACGCCUGCCGAGAGGAGCUUUUCAUUUUUCAUGUUGAUAUGUGUAUGUGUGUAUCGGCCAUUGGUAUAGAAAAUGACGAAGUGCAUGUGCUAAGAACGUGAUCCGAUUGAAGAAAAGCAGCAAAACCUUAUCGAAACCGCGUUUUUAUCGGUGUAACCAACUAUUGAAGCUAUUCUACUAGGGCUGCUUCCCAGUCAAACAAAAAAAGAAACGAAACACAAUUCGUUGUGCAAUCACAUGAUCCCACCUCGGAGUCGGAAAGUGUUAGAAAACCCGAACAGCGGACACGAUGUCUUCGUUGCGCUACGACAUGGACGACAGCCUCGAUGGCGGCAUACAGCAGCAACCAGCAACAUCCGGUCGCAAAAGUGCGCUGAAUGCUGCGCCAGGCGAUGAGCUGUUCAACAACAUGAUGGGUGCCGAUUUCAGCAUAAGAAAGCGUCGCGUUUGGGCCCCGGAAGAAGUGUCACUCGCGUCCGAAGAUAUCGACCUGCUGGACGAUGACGACGAUUUGGAGGAAGAGGAAGACGAUGGAGUUGGCUGCCCGUUACCAUCGACACCGGAAGAUAAUCAGCUGCUCGAGGCCGAAAUGACGGAAGUGCUGAAGGCGGGCGUCCUCUCGGAUGAAAUUGAUCUUGGCGCGUUGGCUCACAAUGCGGCCGAACAAGCGGAAGAGUUUGUGCGCAAGGUGUGGGAAGCGUCGUGGAAGGUUUGUCACUUUAAAAACCUGCCGGCCUGGCUACAGGACAACGACUUCCUGCACAAAGGACACCGGCCACCGUUGCCUUCGUUCAGCGCUUGCUUCAAAUCGAUCUUUCGCAUACACACCGAAACCGGCAACAUCUGGACGCACUUGCUGGGCUGUGUGAUGUUUAUCGGCGUGGCCGCCUACUUCCUGACGCGCCCUUCGUUCGAAAUUCAGCUGCAGGAGAAGCUCAUCUUCCUUACGUUCUUCAUUGGCGCCAUCAUUUGUCUAGGAUUUUCGUUCGCGUUCCACACGCUGUGCUGUCACUCGGAAAUGGUUGGCAAGCUUUUUUCAAAGCUCGAUUACUGCGGCAUUGCUCUCCUCAUCAUGGGUUCGUUCGUUCCUUGGCUUUACUAUGGGUUCUACUGCCACUACAAGCACAAGCUGAUCUACCUGACUGUGGUGAUUGUGCUCGGCAUAACUUCGAUCAUCACUUCGCUGUGGGACAAGUUUUCUCAGCCCAACUUGAGACCGCUCCGUGCAGGCGUUUUUAUGAGCUUUGGUCUGUCCGGAAUUAUCCCCGCUAUACAUUACGUGCUGAUGGAAGGAUGGAUUAGCAAAAUUUCUCAAGCAAGUCUGGGCUGGCUUAUACUGAUGGGACUGCUGUAUAUUCUUGGCGCUCUGUUCUAUGCCUUGCGCGUUCCGGAACGGUGGUUCCCCGGCAAGUGUGACAUUUGGUUCCAAUCGCAUCAGAUCUUCCAUGUGCUUGUGCUGGUGGCCGCGUUCGUGCAUUACCACGGUAUCAGUGAGAUGGCAAUGUAUCGGGUAACGGUCGGUGAAUGCGAUAUCCCUCAUCAGCAUCCCGCUAUCAGCUUCUAAACCUGCUAGCUCAUGGUAAGCGUGCGGCGUUACAACCACAACAGCAACAACAUCGAGCCCAACAUCCGAUUCCAAACCCGAUUGAUGGAACAUGUUUUACAUCACACACACACACACACGCACUCAUACAAAGAUAGAUACACACACACAAAUGCAGUAUAUUAACAUCUCAGUGAAGCAGACGAAAUCACAACGCGCGGCCGAGUCGGAUUUGUAUAGGGAACGCUCGCCCCCUCUCUCUCUCUCUCUUUACUGUAGAGGGUGAUAUGGAACACAGCACACCACGCAGCCACAUACGCAGGAUAAUUUAUUGUAGUGUUGUAUUGCGGGAUGGGAGGGUGUUAGACAUUUAAAUGCAAAUUUUGCCUUACAGUAUCAGUAAAUUUGGUUUUUUUCUUUUGCAAAUUGAGCUGAGCUUUGUUGCAGUUUGGAAUAUUAUUUUACGCCACACAUACACACACACACACACAUAUUAUAUUUUCAGUCCGGAACCGGAACCAUGUUAUUAAACUACUAUUAGCAUUACGGGGGGAUAAAAACAAACGUUAGAUUUACCAUUGCAUACGCCCUUUGAUGCAAUGGAUCGAUGCGCAACUUUACGUAAGUGAUACAAAAAACCAAAACAUCCACAACCACAACUUCUUGGGUGGGUCGUUGUGCCCCCCACCCGAAAACACCGUUUGGCUCCAGACUAACGGCCAAAAUUGAGCACGCCCCAUAACCCCUUUCAAUUAACCUUUUCGGCCGGACACGCGGACGGGCGGGAAUCAUGAAGAGUCCAAGUCCAAUCUGCAAGCUUUUAAAUGUUGCUUUACAAUUCUCUUCAAGGUAGCAUACGAGUGGUAAUUACACAAAAAGAAAAACUCUUCUGUUUUCUGUUUUAAUACCCUACCUCCCGGGGGCAUCAUCAUCACCCGUGCAUUCCGUAAAUUUUCUCGUUAAAAUUUCUUAUCUACUUCAUUUUGUAUCGUAUUUUUUGUAAUGAAAAUGGAACUACAACUGUAGCAACAGGAACAGUUUUGCCGACAUAUGGAAGGAGGAGUUUAAAAAUUUCAUUUAAAAAUUAAAGUCUAGCUCAGUAAGUAUGAUGGCGUUUAAGGCUGCUUUCUGUUAUGCCAUGCGUUGCAGGCCUAACAAACUUCUUUGCUUCCAAGGAACGUGAAGUGAGUGGGCGUCCGUCGUCCUUAGGAAGCUAGCUAUCAAUUACUAAAUGAUGUUUUGAACUUCAUCUUCUUCACGACACAAAAAAGGGUGGAAAAUAAUUUGCUACAGCUUUGAGUAUGGUUGGAGACAUUAAAUUAAAAAAAGUGAAUUGAUUCCGGCGUUAUGAGUGUUACAACCUCCCCUUCCUGCAUGCAUUCCCAUGCAUUCGGCCGCCGUACCAGAGCUCUGCAAAUGUGCAACCGCCGUGCAGUUUUACAGGCAUCGCUCUACAUGUCUCGCUUUGCCAUCUAUCAACAACAUUAUAAUUUGGGCAAAAGAUUUAUGCUACAAAUCUGAAAGCUCUUUCGGUGAAAAAUUGAUUUGAAAAACUGCGGUUUCAUGUUUUUACACCUGGGGAACACCGCAGGACAAACGCGUUCACAAAAUUUGUAGAUAAUGGUAAACAUUUUGUCAAAACUAGCAAUACAAACCCAUUACACGGAAUUAAAACACAGAAGAUAAGCGGAAGGAGGUACACCACAUCAUCCGGUGGCUAUUCGGCCCUAUACACAAAAGUGUAGCUCUGUUUCAAGGAAGAAUCGUUUGCUGCGUUGCUGCUGGGGUUGUGUUGAUUGUGUUUGAACAACAAAAGGAAAACCAAGGUCGGGGCUAAACACAACAGACACAGGGUAGUGAUGUAAAAUCCAUCUUGUGGAAAUACGUGGAUUUCGAACCUAUGGAUUGGGGGUUGGGAGGGAAUAACAAAUAAAUGUUUAACAACCAUUAAGUAAGGCUAAACCAAUUAUUACAAACCAGGCACACAAACACAAACACACACACUAAAUGGUAACACGGCAAAAUGUACGAACUAUGGGAAAGUUAAAUACAGUUCAUGUGUACCGGACAACAGAA